UCCGCCUCCGGCGCGGUGGUGCUGCCCGCGGGGAUGAUUAACCCUUCGGUGCCGAUCCGCAACAUCCGGAUGAAAUUCGCAGUGUUGAUUGGACUCAUACAGGUCGGAGAGGUCAGCAACAGGGACAUCGUGGAGACCGUGCUCAAUCUGCUGGUUGGUGGAGAAUUUGACUUGGAGAUGAAUUUUAUUAUCCAGGAUGCUGAGAGUAUAACGUGCAUGACAGAGCUUUUGGAGCACUGUGAUGUAACAUGUCAAGCAGAAAUAUGGAGCAUGUUUACAGCCAUUUUACGAAAAAGUGUUCGGAAUUUACAGACUAGCACAGAAGUUGGGCUAAUUGAACAAGUAUUGCUGAAAAUGAGUGCUGUAGAUGACAUGAUAGCAGAUCUUCUAGUUGAUAUGUUGGGGGUUCUUGCCAGCUACAGCAUCACUGUCAAGGAGUUGAAGCUUUUGUUCAGCAUGCUUCGAGGAGAAAGUGGAAUCUGGCCAAGACAUGCAGUAAAAUUAUUAUCAGUUCUUAAUCAGAUGCCACAAAGACAUGGUCCUGAUACUUUUUUCAAUUUCCCUGGUUGUAGUGCUGCGGCAAUUGCAUUGCCUCCUAUUGCAAAGUGGCCUUAUCAGAAUGGCUUUACCCUGAACACUUGGUUUCGUAUGGAUCCAUUAAAUAACAUUAAUGUUGAUAAGGAUAAACCUUAUCUUUAUUGUUUUCGUACUAGCAAAGGAGUUGGCUACUCUGCUCAUUUUGUUGGGAACUGUCUAAUAGUCACAUCACUGAAGUCCAAAGGAAAAGGUUUUCAGCACUGUGUGAAAUAUGAUUUUCAACCACGCAAAUGGUAUAUGAUCAGCAUUGUCCACAUAUACAAUCGAUGGAGAAACAGUGAAAUUCGAUGCUAUGUGAAUGGACAGCUAGUAUCCUAUGGUGAUAUGGCUUGGCAUGUUAACACAAAUGAUAGCUAUGACAAGUGCUUUCUUGGAUCCUCCGAAACUGCUGAUGCAAAUAGAGUAUUCUGUGGUCAACUUGGUGCUGUGUAUGUAUUCAGUGAAGCACUCAACCCUGCACAGAUAUUUGCAGUUCAUCAGUUAGGACCUGGAUAUAAGAGCACCUUCAAGUUUAAAUCUGAGAGUGAUAUUCAUUUGGCAGAACAUCAUAAACAGGUUCUAUAUGAUGGAAAACUUGCAAGUAGUAUUGCAUUUACGUAUAAUGCCAAGGCCACUGAUGCUCAACUAUGCCUGGAAUCCUCACCAAAGGAAAAUGCAUCAAUUUUUGUGCAUUCCCCACAUGCUUUAAUGCUCCAGGAUGUGAAAGCUAUAGUAACACAUUCAAUUCAUAGUGCAAUUCAUUCAAUUGGAGGGAUUCAAGUGCUUUUCCCACUUUUUGCCCAACUGGACAAUCGACAGCUCAAUGACAGUCAAGUGGAAACAACUGUCUGUGCUACUCUUUUGGCUUUCCUGGUUGAACUGCUUAAAAGUUCGGUAGCCAUGCAAGAACAGAUGCUGGGUGGAAAAGGCUUUUUAGUCAUUGGCUACUUACUUGAAAAGGUAAGUGAUAUGUAA
Myotis brandtii (Brandt's bat) is the source of this 1551-nucleotide messenger RNA. Its product is annotated as neurobeachin-like. The annotation marks the transcript as partial. Gene Ontology annotation, biological process: intracellular protein localization. Lineage: Eukaryota; Metazoa; Chordata; Mammalia; Chiroptera; Vespertilionidae. The transcript is spliced from 11 exons. Gene Ontology annotation, cellular component: membrane; cytosol. The record is from RefSeq and is a predicted model, not a curated record. Gene Ontology annotation, molecular function: protein kinase binding.